AUGAUGGCCUCAAAGUCAUUGGCAAUUCCUAGCAGAGACGGUAUCAAAUAUGUGACAACCUCUGAAGCUCGGAAGAUAAUGUUUGGAAGAUGUGUUCAAUCUGUCAAGUGUGAAUCGAAGGCUGGUUUGGGAUUGGAUGUCAUAAUAAGAUGGAAUUCAACAUACAAGAUGCUUGCAAAGGCUGUUGAGUAUCGUGAUGCUUUUAACUAUCUUCACCACGUGGAUGGGAGAAACUUCAAGGUUAAUCCUUCAGCAGAGGAAUGGGAUCGACUAAAGCAAUUGAAUGAAUUUUUACAACCAUUUGAUGAGAUCACACAGUUAUGUCAGCCUAUCUUAGCCUAUAGAAAGACGCAUGUUUCUGUUAAUGGGAAGUCUAAACUCGAAAUUUAUCUAGAUGAACCAGUACUAGACAUGGCAAAUCAUGCUAGCAUGGACAUAGUAGAUUAUUGGAAAGAAAAUGCUCAAAGAUAUGGUCAAUUGUCUUCAAUGGCUGCUGAUCUGAUCAGCAUUCCUAUCACAAACGUUGCUUCGGAAUCAUCUUUCAGCAUUGGAUCUCGAGUUUUGAACAAUUAUAGAAGCUCACUUCUUCCAAAAAAUGUGCACGCUUUGAUCUGCAGCCGCAAUUGGUUGAAAGGUUAUGAAUCUCAUGAGAAUGGUAAGUUAGUAAUACAGUAG
Molecule: messenger RNA, 675 nt
Organism: Microthlaspi erraticum
Lineage: Eukaryota; Viridiplantae; Streptophyta; Magnoliopsida; Brassicales; Brassicaceae
Source: the annotation of a GenBank genome assembly